AUGGAGUCCAUCGUCGAGAAUGUGACUUCGACAGCCCUUAAACAUACCGGCGGCAUGGAGACCAUCGUCAAGAAUGUGACUUCGAUCGCCAAGAAUAUCACUUCGAAAGCCUCCAACUACACCCACGAUGAAGUGCAACGGAUGUUAACGGAACAAUAUGCCGCAAAUAUGUCACAAAGGUCAUACAGGCUGCCUACCGCGACAAAUCACACAGGCUGGCAAGCUUGGGUUUGGCCAGCAUUAGUCUAUCUCGUUGGUUUGACGUGCGGUGUCGUAGCCGUCAAUUGCAAGGAGAAGUACCGCUUACCCUCUGUGCUCGCCUUCUGCGCCACCGGCAUCGAGAUUUUGCGAUAUGUCAGCGGAAUCAACAUGAACUAUGCCUUGAAGGACACUUUACUCAAGGGCAUCAUCAUCCAAUGCAUGGGCGCGGUAGUCAUGGUUCUUCGCGAAGGAUUCGUUCUCACCGAGGAGCAGAAGAGACUCCCAUGGCCUCAGCGUGCCCGCGCCACUUACAAGAUUGCAUGGAACGGACGUUUUAUCAAUACCGCUCGGCAAGCCCCUGUAUACCAUCUCAUAAAAGACCAAGACAAGGAAAGACAGGUCCCAUCGGCUGUAAUUGAGAAGAGAAAGGAACUGGCCGCAAGAAAAGCCCAGAAGGCCACCACCGAGAACGACAGAAAAGACAACGAGGUUGCCCCAGUCACCGAUACGGCGAACAAGCAAGUCGCCGUAGAGAUUUGGAAGAGAUUCAGCACUCACGCCUUGAAGAUAUGGAGAAAUUAUCGUCUUCGGUGGAUGUUGGAAAUGGUAUGUCGAAUACUCCUCAUCAUCAUCGUAGACAACGCCAAGGACAUCGUCAUCGACAGAUACCUCGGCUUCGUCUGGACGGACAUAGAGGACCACAAGUCGGCAAUAAUCCGUCGCUUCCUUAGGGGGGACCAUAUCGAGCCUCGCGAGUUUUGGGUUCGUGUCUACUUCGCCUUCGAAUCUAUGUGGGCAGCAUACAACUGGUACAACCGAGCUCACUUGUUGUGCGCUUUAUUCUUUGUCGGCCUUGGAAUCGACGAACCCGAGGAAUGGCCCCCUAUGUUCGGAGACAUCCGCCAAGCAUGGAACAUCCGCCGGUUUUGGAGCAAGUACUUUGACCGCCUCAUUUACCGCACUGUCUGCGGCACUGGAGAGAUUAUGAUGCAGGCCGUCGGGCUCGGCAGGGGUCCCUUCAUGGGCAAGAAGCGCUGGCUGCUGAACUGCCUUGUUUUUACCAUCAGCGGUUUCUUCCACGCUUACACGGAUUACCUGGCCGGUAUUACGUGCGGCUUUUGGUGGGAGGUCUUCUCGUGGGUGGCAAACUUCGUUAUCAUUGCCUUCGAGACGUUGUUCCUGCACUAUCUCAAAACGUAUUGCCCAAGGGUAUACCACGCGCUGAGCGGGAAAAUUGGAAAGACCAUAGGAUUCAUCUGGGGCUUCUCUUGGGUGUGGUGGGUCACCCCAAAGAGUCAAUUUGUGACGCUCCGGUGCAUUCCCUAG
This is a messenger RNA of Colletotrichum chrysophilum, 1527 nucleotides long. RefSeq lists its product as uncharacterized. Bases 1 to 1527 code for a protein of 508 amino acids. The transcript has a single exon. The record is from RefSeq and is a predicted model, not a curated record. Lineage: Eukaryota; Fungi; Ascomycota; Sordariomycetes; Glomerellales; Glomerellaceae.